Molecule: messenger RNA, 960 nt
Organism: Ilex paraguariensis (yerba mate)
Lineage: Eukaryota; Viridiplantae; Streptophyta; Magnoliopsida; Aquifoliales; Aquifoliaceae
Source: the annotation of a GenBank genome assembly
AUGGCAGAUGCCUUACCAAGUUUCUGGGGCCCUGUCACAGCUAACACUGAGUGGUGUGAGCAGAACUAUGUCUACUCUUCCUAUAUUGCAGAGUUCUAUAACACUAUCUCAAAUAUCUCCUUCAUUCUUUUGGCACUCAUUGGUUUUGUAAAUGCCUUGAGACAACGAUUUGAGAAAAGGUUUAGUGUCCUUCACAUAUCGAAUAUGAUUCUUGCCAUUGGAAGCAUGAUGUAUCAUGCCACGUUGCAGCAAGGGGCAGGAAGUAUGCUGAGGUCCGAUGGAAAGGCUGGAGAUUCGAGGUUAUUUGUUGUUGAGGUGUUGGACUGGUGUAGGGGCACUUCUAGCUUCCCUUGGAAGGGCAUAUGGAGUGCUAAUGUGCCGCCAAGGUGGUUUUUUCAAUCAUUGGGUGUGCUGGGGCUGGGGAAUGAUUUUGAAAUUAUAUUCAGGCAACAGCAAUUUGAUGAAACACCAAUGGUGUGGGAAAUGCUCCUGUAUCUUUACAUCCUAUAUUCGCCAGAUUGGCAUUACCGGAGUACAAUGCCCACUUUUUUGUUCCUUUAUGGUGCAGUUUUUGCAGUAGCGCAUUCACAGGUCCGUUUUGAUAUUGGUUUUAAGCUGCAUUAUACGUUACUCUGCCUGCUUUGCAUCCCUCGGAUGUACAAGUAUUACAUUCAUACAGAAGAUAGAUCUGCAAAACGGCUUGCAAAGUUGUACUUGAUCACCUUAUUGCUUGGGAGUCUUUGUUGGCUAUGUGAUCGUCUGUUCUGCAAGAAUAUUUCUACCUGGUACUUUAAUCCUCAGGGUCAUGCUUUGUGGCAUGUCCUUAUGGGUUUUAACUCAUAUUUUGCAAACACAUUCAUGAUGUUUUGCCGUGCUCUACAACGGGGAUGGGAUCCAAAAGUAAAGCACUCAAUGGGAUUUUUCCCCUAUGUGAAGAUUCAGAAACCCAAGAUCCAGUGA